Cornus florida is the source of this 1609-nucleotide messenger RNA. RefSeq names its product NAC transcription factor 56-like. The transcript is spliced from 3 exons. Lineage: Eukaryota; Viridiplantae; Streptophyta; Magnoliopsida; Cornales; Cornaceae. The record is from RefSeq and is a predicted model, not a curated record. Gene Ontology annotation, biological process: system development; regulation of DNA-templated transcription. The coding region runs from base 202 to 1251 and encodes 349 amino acids. Gene Ontology annotation, molecular function: DNA binding.
CUCUGAAUUCUGUGAGUCCACCAUGAGUUUCAACAGUCCACAUUUCGCUCCACCCUAUAAAAGAUGUGCUUACCACCUCUCGCCAACAUUAUUUAAACACUCUCUAUGUUAUUUCUUUCUCUUCUCCGACCUGCUUCACAUAUUCAAUCCAGACGACCGGUGUUUACGCUGAUCACCACCACCAGGUGUGUGUGAGGGUUCAUGGAGAGCACCGACUCAUCGACAACCUCGCAGCCGCAACUUCCGCCGGGAUUCCGGUUCCACCCUACCGAUGAAGAACUGGUGGUUCACUACCUCAAGAAAAAGGCUGCCUCCAAUCCUCUCCCUGUCCCCAUAAUUGCCGAAGUCGAUCUCUACAAGUUCGAUCCAUGGGAACUCCCAGCAAAAGCUACUUUUGGGGAACAAGAAUGGUACUUUUUCAGCCCGAGGGACCGGAAGUAUCCGAACGGGGCAAGGCCUAACCGGGCCGCGACCUCAGGGUAUUGGAAGGCUACCGGAACAGACAAGCCUGUACUGAGCUCCGGCGGGACUCAGAAGGUGGGUGUCAAGAAGGCCCUUGUUUUCUAUGGAGGCAAGCCUCCUAAAGGAAUCAAAACCAGUUGGAUCAUGCACGAGUAUCGGCUCACCGAUAACAAAGGCAACUCAAAACCUCCGGGCUGCGACUUUGGCAACAAGAAAGGUUCCUUAAGGCUUGAUGAUUGGGUGUUGUGCCGAAUCUACAAAAAGAACAAUACCCAAAGACCUAUAGAUCAUGACAUGGAUGACUACUCAGUGAGUACCAUGCUUGGAUCAAUGACAAUACCAUCUUCAGUAUCAGCUGGCCAAGUACAGACUACUCCUAAAGUUGAUGUACUGAAGGGCUCAAAUUAUAGUGCACUGCUCCAAAAUGGACACAACUUUUUUGAAGGGAUGAUAAGAGAUCAAGAUCAUGAUUUGAGGUCUGAAUCUCAAUUGUUGCUGCCAAAUUCAAAGCCGGAACUACCUCCGGUUAUCGCGACUUUGAACGCUCAAUCCCUUAAGAGGGCGGUUCCCUCUCAGUACUGGAGUGAGGAAGGUAUGGUUGGUUCUUCAUUGACAAAGAGAUUCCAUGAAGAUAGUAGUGAUGGAAGCAGCAUCGCGGCGAGGACCGAUGACAGCAAUUCUUUUGCCACUCUGCUAAGCCAGUUUCCAAACAUCCCUUUGUUUCACCCACAAACAUAUCAACAAAGCUCUCUGUCAUUCCAAAUUCCUGGCCUUAAUUGGUACACUUGAAUUAAGUUCUAGAGGUGGGUGUCAUUAGGUAGCAAAUGUUAUUUAUAUAUAUAUAUAAAUAACAUAUAUAUAUAUAUAUAUAUAUAUAUAUACUCUUCAAUACACAAUUCAUUAGUUGUUAGAUUGUUGAAUUGGGUAUUAAGACUUUGUUUAGUAAAUUUUAAAAUAUAUUUUUGGUUGUUUUUUUUUAUUAUAUAUAUAUAUAUAUAUAUGGAUAGAGUGGAAGAUCCACAAUUUUUAAGAAAACAAAACUACAGGAUCUCACAUCGGUGACUAAUUUGUGAGUGGCAUGAUUUGCCUCUCUUGAUAUAUGUACAAAAAUAAGAUGAUGAAUAUAAUAUUUUGUUAUGGAAUGCAA